AUGGGAUUAGGGCUAGGUAUUGUUGUCACCACUGAUAGCUUGGAAAUUGAUGCUCAGAGAAGUGACUUGCCUGAGAUCAUCUGUCAAAUAAAGGAAAAUGCAGUAGAACGGUUUAUGGCUCAAAUAAAGAGACUUAGAGAAAAGAACCAAAAGUAUCAUGAAAGAAACAGACGCUUGAAGGAUGAACAGACUUGGCACAUACGGAACCUACUGAAGGAGCUGAGUGAAGAGAAGUUGGAGGAAUUACCAGUUGUAACAAGAGAAGAUGUUGAAGAAGCAAUGAAGGAAAAAUGGAAGUUUGAAAGAGACCAGGAAGAAAACUUAAAAGAUAUGCACAUGCAAAUAAAUAAUGCUGAGAAACUAUUUCUUGAGAAACUCAGUGAGAAGGAAUACUGGGAAGAGUACAAGAACGCAGGGAGUGAACAACAUGCUAAACUCAUUAUCUCCUUACAAAAUGAUAUCAAUACAGUUAAAGAGAAUACAGAGAAAAUGUCAGAACACUAUAAAGUCACUCUGGAAGAUGCUAGAAAGAGAAUAAUCAGAGAAACUUUGUUGCAACUGGAUCAAAAGAAGGAAUGGGCCACGCAGAAUGCCAUAAGGUUCAUUGACAAAGGCAGCUACCGAGAGAUCCGGGAGAAUGACUGGCUAAAAAGAGAGAUUGCAAAUCACAGGAGGGAAAUUGAAGAAUUAGAAAAUACUAUUCAUAAACUGGAAGAAGAAAACUUGGUGCUUAUUGAUCAACUAUUCAACUGUAGACUUGUGGAUCUCAAAAUACCCAGGCGACUGUAUCUUACUCAAGCUGCUGGACAGACAGUGACACCUGAAGUGCCUUUGGAGUUGCCAGAAACAUUUAAAGAAGAGUCAAAAUUGCAAUCUGUAGAAGUAAAAAGUGGAAACACAAUGAGCUCCUCAGCUGAGAGCUGUGCUUUGUGUGUCACUCGUGAGGAUGGGACCAGGUACAGCAAGGACCUGAAGACAGAUGAGGAAAGCGACUCAUGCACAGGGUUUGGGGACUCUGAUAUGAAAUACUUACUGUAUGAGGAUGAUCAGGAUUUCAAGGAUUAUGUCAACUUGGGUCCCCUCCAAGUGAAGCUCAUGAGUGUGGAGAGCAAGAAGAUGCCCAUUCAUUUUCAAGAGACAGAAAUUCCAGUCAAAUUCUAUGAAGAUGUCAAGAGCCCAGAAAGCUAUAUCACAUACAAAAUGAUGAAGUCUUUUCUCUAA
Lynx canadensis (Canada lynx) is the source of this 1221-nucleotide messenger RNA. RefSeq names its product coiled-coil domain containing 83 (gene CCDC83). NCBI's taxonomy places the organism in Eukaryota, Metazoa, Chordata, Mammalia, Carnivora, Felidae. Bases 1 to 1221 code for a protein of 406 amino acids. The transcript is spliced from 11 exons. The record is from RefSeq and is a predicted model, not a curated record.